AUGCCGAACAAAGUGGUCGAGACCCCUUUCCCGCUCAUCGAUGCGGACCCCCAUGCCUCUCGUGUAAUUCGCUUCAUGCGCCCCUCGGACUACGCCGUGUGGGCAGGUGCGACCGGCGCGGCACCUACCGCCUUGUUCUUGUGGGACAAGUGGGACCCCUCUACGCUCAAGCUUAGGUCUCAGCUGCGUCUCGGAGGCUUCCUUGGUUUCGUCGGAGGCUUCCUGUUGGCGUAUCAGCGGUCAAGUUUCCGGUUCUGGGGCUGGUCCGAGAACAAGCGGGAGGAGGAGAAGGACUUCGCCGAGCUGAGCGACCGUGCAAGGCGGGGCCUGCCGUUGUACGGCGAGUCCGACCAGCCUGAGUGGAUCCAGGGUGUUGCGUACCGCAACUCUGCGUUCUCGCAGCUCAAGUUCCACAUCUUCCCCAUGUUCAAUCUGGUCAACCACCCCCACCACGGAACAGACCCGGAGAAGUACAAGCCCAAGGACGAGUCCUCCUGA
This is a messenger RNA of Trametes versicolor FP-101664 SS1, 498 nucleotides long. RefSeq lists its product as uncharacterized. The record is from RefSeq and is a predicted model, not a curated record. Lineage: Eukaryota; Fungi; Basidiomycota; Agaricomycetes; Polyporales; Polyporaceae. The coding region runs from base 1 to 498 and encodes 165 amino acids. The transcript is spliced from 5 exons.